This is a messenger RNA of Rattus norvegicus (Norway rat), 6930 nucleotides long. NCBI's taxonomy places the organism in Eukaryota, Metazoa, Chordata, Mammalia, Rodentia, Muridae. The record is from RefSeq and is a predicted model, not a curated record.
GAGGAAUGUUUCGUGACUCACAAUAUUGCACACGAGACGUUUUUGCCUCCAAACUCAGUGUUUUGAAUGUCUGUUCUUUGCUCCAGCUUAUCAUUCUUUCAGACCCCUCCUGCUCCCAUAAGCCGGUGUGGGUAAAUCGCUCAUUCGCUGUGCUGCCUUUCACCCCUAUCACUUUAUUGAUCACCUGUGACCUCCUGAAUCCAGUUGAACUUCUUUUCUUGACUGCGAAAAUUUUCUUGCUAUCUGUUAGUCAGCCUUCCUGGGCUUAUCUACACAAGCCUUUGACAUAAAACCUACAUUCUUGGCAAUCUGCUUGUUUUAUAAUACUUGGCCAUGCAUGGGGGAAGCAGUGCGAGAGAAUGUUAAGUUGGGAGGUUGCCUUCAGCAGUUGAUAAUUAUCCUACGGAUGGAGAAGUGAAUGUGUCCCACGCCAACGCUUAUUCUUCAACACCUUCAGUGUCCUUUGGAGAAGCCCACCUAGUUUGCCAAUCCAGAUCCUCCUCUGAAUCCUGUGGCAGGACGAUGGCAGCUUGAAGACUUCCCGUUGGAGCAUGGAGUGGGGGUGUGUGAAAGGAUGGGCAAGAUUCUGAAAGUACAGGGAAUUCCUACAGUAUCUGGGGCAGCAGAAACUUCAGAAGUGAAGGGAUGUUCCAGCUACCACAAGCUUUCCUGGUAGUGUGAAGCCUCUUGGCUCUGAAACAGAUGCAAAGACCACACCAUAGAGGUGCUCAAACGCUGAGGAAACACUUGACAGAAACGUGGCAGCUCCUGUGCAGUGAAGGUGUUGGUGGAGAGACUGGCGUCGAGACACCAGGAAGGAUGCUAGUUAUCUGGGAGGACUGAGUUCAUACUUACACUCUGUCACUGAGGCACAAAGCAUGAAGACUCCAUUUUCCAGUCUCACCUGACAACUGACUUUCCAGCCUCGAAUAUGUGGAUAUUUUCUUUGCUUUGUGUUCUUUUAAUUACUUUGUCUGCGGAUCAUGUGGACACGAAAGCAAAGACCACACCAUACAGCAAAUUUACGAAGAAAUUUGAAGGAAAAGAGACGCUGAAGGGCUUAAAGCCAUCCAGUGGCCUCUCUCUGGACGAAGAAGAAACCCUCCGUACAGAAAUGGCUGCCAUGGCAGAGCCCACCACUGGAUCCCCCGCCUUGGCAACGGCAGACCCCACCACUGGCCCCUCUGCCUCCGCCACAACCCGUCUCCUUCCCCUUGAGAGCUUCUCUCUGGACACGGCUAAUUUCUUUUUGAAUUGCUGCCAUUGUUGUUCAUUUGUCACUGUGCAGAAAGGAGAACCCGGAAAGACUGGACAACAAGGUCCUAAAGGAGAGACUGGUGACACUGGAAGCCCAGGACCCCCAGGAACCAGUGGACCCCAAGGCCCCAAAGGCCAGAAAGGAGAGAAAGGACUAAAGGGAGACCGCGGGGACCAAGGAGCAGGUGGCAUUCCAGGAUACCCAGGAAAGCCAGGAGAGCAAGGUGCACUUGGUCUCAAGGGAGAUAAAGGAAACAUCGGCCCAGCAGGAACGAAAGGACAAAAAGGCUCCAAGGGGGACCUGUGUGGGAAUGGCACCAAGGGAGAGAAAGGAGACCCUGGGGCCUCUGGGGCCCAUGGAUUCAUUGGACAGCCUGGGGCCAAGGGCGAGAAGGGUGGUGUCGGGGAGAAAGGCUACCGUGGGGAUUCAGGGCAGAGGGGGGAAAAGGGGCAGAAAGGGGAGAAAGGGAUGGAGGGAGAGAAAGGUAGCAAAGGUGAUGUUGGUGCAGAAGGCAAAAGGGGUUCAGAUGGUCUACCAGGGCUCAGAGGCGAUCCCGGCCCUAAAGGAGAAAAAGGAGAGACAGGUUCUCCGGGUUUCACCGGACCUGCUGGGCCAAAGGGUGAGCUUGGAAACAAAGGAGUUCGAGGGCCAACAGGGAAGAAGGGCUCCCGGGGUAUGAAGGGUUCCAAAGGCGAGGCCACUCAAGUCCCACAGUCAGCUUUCAGUGCCCUUUUAUCUAAGCCUUUCCCUCCCCCCAAUAUCCCCAUCAAAUUUGACAAGAUUCUUUCCAAUGACCAAGGGGAUUAUAGCCCUGUCACUGGGAAAUUUAACUGUAGUGUUCCUGGGACAUAUAUUUUUUCCUAUCAUGUUACUGUCAGGGGUCGACCUGCUCGAAUAAGCCUCAUGGCCCGCAACAGGAAGCAGUUCAAGUCCAGAGAGACGCUCUAUGGUCAGCAAGUAGAUCAGGCCUCUCUCCUCCUCGUUCUGAAAUUGAGUGCAGGAGAUCAAGUGUGGCUGGAGGUAUCAAAGGACUGGAAUGGACUGUAUGUCGGCCCGGAGGAUGACAGCAUCUUUAGUGGGUUCCUUCUGUACCCAGAGGAAACUCUUAGAAAGUCACCAUAAAUUUAGUUUUUUGAUACUGCACUUUUGAUUUAUUCUAUUAACCUUGAGUAAGGCUCUUAAAAACUUUGAUUUUUUCAUUAUUAUAAAUUCAAUACUGAAACAUUUAAGAGAUGCACAAUAUGGUGCCAACGAUUCCUAUUUCAAAGCAUAUCCAUUGAAAUAUUUAUGUAUAUUUGAGAGUAUGUAAAUUAAGUUUGUAGCAAACAUUUUUCAUUUAGCAUUUGAUGACAUUACUGAUGCCAUUUAAGGAAUUAAUAAUGGCAACAUUCAAAGCUAUGAAUGAGUCUUAUGAUUAACAACUUGGUGGUUUGAAUAAGAAUGACACCCAUAGGUUCAUAUAUAUUUGAAUGUUUGGUAACAGGGAGUGGAACUGUUUGAAAGGAUUAGGGGGUGUGGCCUUGUUGGAGUAGGAGUGGCUUGUUGGAGGAAGUGUGUCACUAGGGGUGGGCUUUGAGAUUUCAAAGCUCUUUUUUUUUUAUUUUUAUUAACUUGAGUAUUUCUUAUAUACAUUUCGAGUGUUAUUCCCUUUCCCGGUUUCCGGGCAAACAUCCCCCUCCCCCCUCCCCUUCCUUAUGGGUGUUCCCCUCCCAACCCUCCUCCCAUUGCCCCCCUCCCCCCAUAGACUAGUUCACUGGGGGUUCAGUCUUAGCAGGACCCAGGGCUUCCCCUUCCACUGGUGCUCUUACUAGGAUAUUCAUUGCUACCUAUGGGGUCAGAGUCCAGGGUCAGUCCAUGUAUAGUCUUUAGGUAGUGGCUUAGUCCCUGGAAGCUCUGGUUGCUUGGCAUUGUUGUACUUUUGGGGUCUCGAGCCCCUUCAAGCUCUUUCAGUUCUUUCUCUGAUUCCUUCAAUAGGGGACCUAUUCUCAGUUCAGUGGUUUGCUGCUGGCAUUCGCCUCUGUAUUUGCUGUAUUCUGGCUGUGUCUCUCAGGAGCGAUCUACAUCCGGCUCCUGUCGGUCUGCACUUCUUUGCUUCAUCCAUCUUGUCUAAUUGGGUGGCUGUAUAUGUAUGGGCCACAUGUGGGGCAGGCUCUGAAUGGCUGUUCCUUCAGUCUCUGUUUUAAUCUUUGCCUCUCCCUUCCCUGCCAAGGGUGUGGCCUUGUUGGAGUAGGAGUGGCUUGUUGGAGGAAGUGUGUCACUAGGGGUGGGCUUUGAGAUUUCAAAGCUCAUACCAGCCCCGCCCCUCUCUCUCUUUCUCCCCUCCCUCCCUCCCUUCCUCCCUCCCUCCCUCCCUCCCUCCCUCCCUCUCUUUUUGCUACUUGCGGAUUAGGAUAUAGAGCUCUCAGCUAUUACUCCAGCGCCAUGCCUGUCUGCUUUCACUGUGAUGGUCAUGUACUCUACUACUCUCUGGAACCAUGAGCCUCGAAUUAAAUAUUUGCUAAGAGUUAUAUUGGUCAUGGUGUCUUUCCACAGUAACAGGGCAGCAAUGAAGACAAUAUCCUUCUAAAUACUUUGUCUCAUGUAAUGACACGUCACUCUAUUCUGUGUGACUAUGAGGCCAACAGCUGACAGAGCAUGAUGAUAGCUUUUUCUAGAAGUCCCUGAUUCUCUUGGAAGGGUUGCUUUUCAAUAUCACACAGGCAUUCUCCUUCCACUUUAAUUCUGAAGAAUAUACAGGCAGUGUGGCAAAGAGUUGGCAAAAUACUUUCAAAAUUUAUCCAUAUGUAAGGAUUUUCACAUAAACUUAUAUUAUGUAGACUAAGAUUAAAUGUAAAAAGGAAAGUUGAUGAAGAUGUCACUCGAUUAAUAGUUCAUCCAAUUACUGUGCAUAGAACUGAACAUCCCCAAGAGACUCAAGAGCAAGAUUAAAUUAGAACUGAUCAAAAUUUCUGCCCUUUCUUCAUGAUAGAACAUUUAAUUCUGAUACGUUCUUUGGCACCAUUAUCAUCAUCUCUAUAAUAUUAAUUCCAGUUAUUCAGUUAAUGUUUUGGGAGCAGGUGGGGGUAAAAUUCAUUUGCACAGUGAAUGUUUAAUAACUGUGAAUAUUGGAUAGUUCAGCAGUUUCGCUCUUUUUAAAAAGUGAAAUUUAUUGAAUCCAAAUGGAAUCUGGUUUUACAGAGGUAUAGUUAUACAGAUUUGCACAUCUUUGAGUGCCAAGUCAGGAAAUGGGUGCUGGGGAAUUUUUCUGGUCAUGUUCUGCCAACUUGGGCAGGCAUUAGCUUUUGAGAGUCUCAUCCAUAUGUAUGUUAACAGAGCAUUUCCCAAACAGUUCUAAGGAGUGCCAUUUCUAGAUGUUGUUGUGAAUCAUUAGAGAAAAAGUAGCUUCCAUGUUAAACAAAUGUUGGAAGUGGCAUGAUAUACCUCUAUAUAGUAAAGGUUCAUAAAGCCUAUUGAUGCAGUCUCUGACAUUUGUAUAGAAAAUAAAUAGGCUUAAUUUUGUUUUACUCAAUGAUCCUGAGUUUAUUGUUGGUUUUGAAUUCACUCCAUGAGCAAUACUCUUUAGGAUGUGUACUAGCUGGUUUUGUGUGUCAAGUUGACAUGAGCUGGAGUUAUCCCAGGGAAAGGGGCCUCAGUUGAGGGAAUGACUCCAUGAGAUCCAUCUGUAAGGCAUUUUCCCAAUUAGUGAUCAAGAAUGAAGGGCCUAUUAUGGGUAGUACCAUCUCUGGGCUGCUGUUCCUGUGCUGAACAAACCAGGGGAAGCAAUCUAGUAAGCAGCACCCCUUCAUGGCCUCUGCAUCAGCUCCCCCCUUCCAGGAUCCUACCCUGUCUGAGUUCCUGUCCUGACUUCCUUUGGUGAUGAGCAGUAAUGUGAAAGUGUAAGCUGAAUAAACCUUUCCUCCCCAACUUGCUUCCAACUUGCUUCUCAGGCUUGGUGUUUCAUUGCAGCAAUAGAAACCCUGACUAAGGAUGUUAAUUUUGGAAAUGUUGCAUUGGUUUCUUAUCCAAUGAUUUUUCUUCUGUGUAGACCAGAAUGUGACUUUAGUUAUGGCUGUGCCUGCAAUUUUUAGAGGAAGAAUGAGAUAGCUGGCAAGUGUUUUAAAUAAGCUACACCUCAUUUGAAAUCUUUCUUUCCUAAUUUGGAUAUUAGAUGGUGUCAUGAUUCAGGAACUUUUAUCUUUUGUAUUUUGACUCCCAUGUUCUUUUCUUUCUUUUCUUAAAUUUAUAUUAUUUUUAUUUUGUGUAUAUGAGUGAUUUAUUUGCGUUUAUAUUUAGGCAGCAUGUAUGUGUCUGAUACCUGAGGAAGACAGAAUAAUCUGUUAGAUCCACUGGAACAGGAGUUACAUGUUCACUGUGGGAAUCGAACGUGGGUCCUCUGGAAGAGCACUGAGUACUAUUAACCACUGAGCCAUCUCUCUAGCCUAUUUUCCUUCUCUUUAUAUCAUGUCUAACACUGAGUUUGAGGAAGCCAUGAAUCAGGUAGCACAGGAAGAUAGAAUAAUAGUCACACACACACACACACACACACACACACACACACACACACACACACCAAGGUAUUAGAUAUGAAGACAACCAGGCAGAAGGCCAGCAAGGAAGCAAUUCACAUGUCACCUGACAGUGCCUUUCAACUGUUUGUGAUGGACAUUUUAUUGGAAGUCUAAAUAUUCAGGGUUACUUUUUAGGAUUGAUGGCAACUAUGAACAUUUUCUAAAAUAUCAAAACCAAAGCAGUUUCUGGCUAAUAGAGAUGGCUUUGGAAGUAUCUUUGUGACACUUCACACUAUGAGGGUAGAAAAAUGAUCAGAUAUUCCCUUCUUUGAGUGCAUCAUGUGUGUUAUCUUAUUAAACAGAUUCAAGCAUGGAUUGCCUUCUAUCCUAAGGAUUUAGGUUCAACAUCUGUCCUACUCCUACCUUGAUGAAUACUAAUAACUGUACCUGGAUGCCAUUCCUGAACACCAAACUACUUAGAUUGCCAUGAAUGAAACUUAAACUUAGCAUAUGCAGGUCAAGUUUCUGCAAGUCUCAUAUCCUCCAGCUCAAAUAACUACAACUGCUACCAUUUGUCCAAAAGCAAAACCUUGUAUCACUUGAAGUUUUUAUUUUUACCUAAGUACACUUAAUGCUUCGGGGUCUAUUCAGAGUUGGAUGACUUUCUCACAUCUUCACUGCCACAACUCCUGUCGAGUUAUCAUAAUUUAUAGCCUAGUGCCUUCUAACUAGAUUCCCCUACCAUCUAAAGAAAAUGGGCCUGACAGAGUAUACACUAUUAAAACAUAAAUGAAGGUAACAAAUGGUUAAAGUAUAGCCUACUUCUCUACUUUGGUGUAUGUGCCGUUUUAUUGAAAAAUCUAUUGAAAGCUAUGGUUUUGUUAACAUGAUUUAACAUAAACAAGAUAGAUAAAGUGAGUGAAGUAAUACUUACAAGGGCAGGCUAGGAUUGGAUGGAAAAUAGGAUAAAGGUAUUAAUUCCAGAAUUAUGUUUUUCCCCAUAGAUGGCAUUUUUCAAAGUUUAAUUUCUAUUGAUAAUUUUGUCAAGUUAAUCAUUUUUCUUGCAUCAUUGUAUUUCCUAAAAGUUAAAAAAUUGUAUCAACUUGGGUUCCAUGGAGUCAAGCAUUUCCAACUGUUCUUCUUUUUUCCUGAAAAUAUUUUUCCCAUACAAUAUAUUCUGAUCAC